Protopterus annectens (West African lungfish) is the source of this 1401-nucleotide messenger RNA. Its product is annotated as potassium channel subfamily T member 1-like. The record is from RefSeq and is a predicted model, not a curated record. The coding region runs from base 1 to 1401 and encodes 466 amino acids. Gene Ontology annotation, biological process: potassium ion transport. Gene Ontology annotation, cellular component: membrane. Gene Ontology annotation, molecular function: intracellular sodium-activated potassium channel activity. The transcript has 11 exons. Lineage: Eukaryota; Metazoa; Chordata; Ceratodontiformes; Protopteridae.
AUGACUGUAGUCGAUCGAUUACCUAACACUUCUUGGGAAGGACAUCCGUCCUGUGAGCAAUGGCAGCGGACAUAUAGCCGGUGUUCAGCUAAUGAGGUCUUCCAUAUCCGACUGGGGGACAGUAAGUUCUUUGGAGAAUAUGAAGGAAAAAGCUUUACCUAUGCAUCCUUCCAUGCCCACAAAAAGUAUGGAGUCUGCUUGAUUGGAGUACGACGAGAUGCCAGUACAAAUAUUCUCUUGAACCCAGGGCCCUGCCACAUCAUGGCUGCCUCUGACACCUGUUUCUACAUCAAUGUUUCAAAGGAAGAGAACUCUGCAUUCAUCUUCAAACAGCAGGAACAUUUACUGAGGAAGGGUCUCUCCGAGACAGUUUACCAUGGCCUGACACGGCUGCCGGUUCACAGUAUUAUUGCCAGCAUGGGCACUGUUGCUAUGGAUCUUCAUGACUCUGGUAGCAGUCCAGAAAGUGCAGAUCGCAAGACACUCACACUUCCAUCUGAUCAUUCCAAAGAGAGACGGCACAGCAUUGCACCAGUGCUUGAGGUUGUUGAUUCACUGCCCAACCCAACCUAUGACCUUCUGAGUGACCAGUCAGAAGAUGAAGCCAAUCAGUCAGAUGAGGAGAUCUCAUCAGCAACAGAUUGGGUAAAAGGGUACCCAAUGAACUCACCAUACAUAGGAAGCUCCCCCACCUUAUGCCACCUUCUGCAAGAAAAAGUCCCUUUUUGUUGCUUGCGAUUAGACAAGGGUUGUAAUCACUAUCCUUAUGAAGAUGCCCGUGCUUAUAGAUUCAAAAAUAAGCUAAUAAUUGUUUCAGCUGAGAGAGCGGGGAAUGGACUAUAUAAUUUUAUUGUUCCACUAAGGGCCUACUAUCGUCCCAAGAAGGAGCUCAGCCCUAUAGUUCUACUGUUGGAAGACCCGCCAGAGACACACUUUCUAGAAGCCAUCUGUUGUUUUCCCAUGGUCUACUACAUGGUUGGAUCUAUUGAUAAUCUCGAUGAUCUGCUGCGAUGUGGGGUGACAUUUGCCACCAACAUGGUGGUAGUAGACAAGGAAAGUUCCAUGAUUGCCGAAGAAGAUUAUAUGGCAGAUGCAAAAACCAUCGUCAAUGUUCAGACUCUCUUCAGGUUGUUCCCAAGUCUGAACAUCAUCACAGAACUUGCACACCCAGCUAAUAUGAGGUUUAUGCAGUUCAAAGCCAAGGAUCACUAUUCGUUAGCAUUGUCAAAGCUGGAAAAGAAAGAACGAGAGAAGGGGUCGAACUUAGUCUUCAUGUUCCGGUUACCAUUUGCUGCUGGGAAGGUCUUCAGUGUUAGCAUGCUUGAUACCCUUCUCUAUCAGAUACUUAACUGCCGUCAUGACGGCAUUGAGAAUGCAAUUGUCACAUUUGCCAGGUCCUAG